Molecule: messenger RNA, 1061 nt
Organism: Musca domestica (house fly)
Lineage: Eukaryota; Metazoa; Arthropoda; Insecta; Diptera; Muscidae
Exons: 1
Coding region: 199-972 (257 amino acids)
Source: RefSeq, a predicted model, not a curated record
GUCGAAUUUAUCAAAUCAACUCCGACGUUUAGAGAGGACUUAGUGUAGAGAAAUCUUUUCCUUAAAUAUAUUAUUGUUGUGCAUAAAAAUUCUUCAAAUAUGUAACAGGGAAUUCGGGCAUGCGACUAGUCUAUUCUGCAAUGCAAUCAGUGAUCAAUAGGAACGUAUAAAUGAAUACAUAUCGCGUCUGACCGAGUCAUGGCGGUCUUUGAGGAAUACGACAACGUUAAUAUUUGGUGGUUUCCAAAGGAAUUUUGUCAGUCGAGGUAUGGAGAAUAUCGAACAAGCGGUACAAAUUCGUGUACCCUAAUAACGCUGAUACUGGCCAAUAAAAUCUCCAAAGAAAUUGUGUUCCGUCCCAAUGACUCGGCAAUAUUACCUGCAAAAGGGGUUCAAAUAUUUGGUGAUGCUAUGAACGAAGGUAAUAAAGUCUAUUGGCAGUUGUUUGACCAAGCCGACGUUAUGCUCGACAGCAGUGGCAAAAGAAGAGCUCCGAAUCUUAAUAUACCCGAGGCCAUUGAUGCACUAAACGCUCAAGUCGAAAUAGAAUUCGAUUUGAAAGAGUGGUUUUACACGCAUCUCACUGCCAAUCCCACGAAGGAAACCUACGCCGAAUCGGUGUCCUCUCGCAUUGCUCAGGUCUUGCGGCUAGGAAUGCAACUGUUUAAGAGACCAAGCAGCAAUAGCAGCGCCAAAAACCUGUUUGCCGCCCUAAUAGCGGACAGUCGGACAACGAUAUUUGUUUUUGAUUUCCCCAGUAAUACAGUGUCGUUUUUCGACUCUCAUCAGCAUGGUCGACGUGCAGGAGCCGUUGUGGCAAUUUGUGCUAUGGAAAACUUCGAUAGAUUAGCGCGAUGGUUUGUCACAAUGCUGGCCGAUAUUUACCACAGCCGGCCAUCCCUGUUUGAGAUAUCAUUCCUCACGACCGGUCUCGACGCCCGCAAUCUUAUAUCGCCGACACUGGAUCAUUGAUUUGCACAAAAUUCAUCCUAACCCUUGCUAUUCCGAUAUAAAAAUAAUCUGUAAUGAGUAAUAAAUUAUAUUUUUUAAUUUAUCUACAA